AUGAUUACAACUAAAGAAAUACCUUCAUCAUCUACUUCAGAUUGGGAACUUGUUGGAAGCUACUGGUUAUAUAAAAAACCUUUGGAAAAGUCAGAUAAUGACGAUCGUGAUUAUCGUCUAAUCAAACUAGCUUCAAACGAACUUCAAGUAUUAUUAGUGCAUGAUAAAAGCACAGAUAAAGCAAGCGCUGCCUUGGAUGUACACGUUGGUCAUAUCAGUGACCCGCCUACUCUACAGGGAUUAGCUCAUUUUUGUGAGCAUUUGUUAUUUAUGGGAACAGAAAAGUAUCCUAAAGAAAAUGAUUAUAAUCAAUACUUGUCAGAACACUCUGGUUUCUCUAAUGCUUUUACUUCAGUCGAAGAUACAAACUAUUAUUUUGAAGUCGCACAUUCUCACCUCGAAGGUGCACUGGAUCGCUUUGCCCAGUUUUUCAUUAGUCCUUUAUUCUCGGAUAGUUGUACUGAAAGGGAACUAAAGGCUGUUGACUCAGAACACAAAAAGAAUAAGCAGCAAGAUAGCUGGCGUAUCUUUCAACUGGAAAAAUCCCUUUGUAAUCCAAGCCAUCCUUAUUGCAACUUUGGUACUGGUAACCUUGAGACAUUAUACGAGAAUCCCAAAGCGAAUGGACAGGAUAUUCGUCAAGAGUUAUUGAAAUUUCAUGAUACAUAUUACUCUGCAAAUAUCAUGAAACUUUGUAUUCUUGGAAGAGAAUCGCUUGAUCAAUUGACAGAAUGGGCUGUUGAGAAAUUCAGGGAUGUUCGUAACAAGAGCAUCGAGCCUCCUAGUUUCCCUGAUAACCCAUUGACAAAGAAAGAGCUCAUGAAACAAAUAUUCAUCAAGCCUGUCAAGGAUGUUCGCAUACUCGAAAUGACAUUUCCAUUUCCUGAUCAACGUCCUUUAUAUGCUGUUCAGCCCGGUAGAUACUUGUCUCACUUGAUCGGACAUGAAGGGCAUGGAUCUAUUUUAUCCUUGUUAAAGAAGAACGGUUGGGCAAACUAUCUUCAGGUGGCUACAUCCCAUGGCGGUAUCGGAUUCGAGUUUAUGAGAAUCAGUAUUGAUCUUACAGAAGAGGGAUUGAAUCGCUAUAAGGAUGUGGUGGUUAUUGUCUUCAAGUACAUUGAUCUCUUAAAAAAGAAAGGUAUUCAAAGCCGCAUCUUUGAAGAAGUACAAUCAUUAGCGUCCUUGGCAUUCAGGUUCAAGGAGAAACAACGACCAUCUCAGUAUACAUCUCGCGUAGCUGGGUUAAUGCAGCAUGGGUAUCCUUCUCAAUGUAUUCUUAGUGGUCCUAGUUUAAUUCGUCACUAUGAUCCAGAUCUGAUCAAAGAAAACCUAAACUGGCUUCGCCCCGACAACUUUCGCAUUUUGCUAGCCUGCCAAAAUCCCCCUGGUGGUGUCCAAUUUACACAGAAGGAGCGAUGGUAUCAGUCAGAGUAUACAGUCAUUGAUUUUGAUAAUGAUUUCAUCAAUUCUUUGGAGAACCUUGAACCCGAGGAUGCUUUGAUAUUACCUGGUGAGAAUGCGUUUAUCCCAACUAACUUUGAGAUGAACAAGAAGGAGGUCGAAGCGCCUGCCACGAAACCUGAUAUUGUGGAAAACUCGCCUUUGCUUCGCUUAUGGCACAAGAAGGAUGAUACCUUCUGGGUCCCAAGAGCGAAUGUUUGGAUAUUGCUUCGAUCACCGCUUGCCUAUGCUACACCUUCCAACUGUGUCAAGACGCGUUUGUACGCCGAUUUGCUAAAGGAUUCCUUGAAUGAGUAUGCUUAUGACGCUGAAGUUGCUGGAUUGGCAUACACUAUUGAGAAUCAACUCGAGGGCAUGCUACUUGCUAUUGGAGGCUAUAAUGACAAGCUUCCCGUGUUGCUAGAAAAAGUAGUCCAAAAGAUGCGCUAUUUCGAAGUGGAUGUUGAACGAUUCAAGUUACUCAAGGAGCAACUUCUCCGAAUCUACAAAAACUUUGCGCUCGAACCCCCUUAUCAGCAUGCACUGUACUAUCACUCCUAUUUGACACAAGACACGAUGUGGACGAAUGCCGAGAAGCUUAAGGAACUUGAAGUGAUUACAGCCGAAGACGUCCAAUCGUUUUAUCCAUCUCUGAUUUCUCGCUUGCACAUUGAGGCGCUUGUUCAUGGAAAUUUCUCCAGGGAGGAUGCUCAAAAGAUGCUCCACGACACCAUCGAUAUUUUGAAGCCCAAAGCAUUGCAGCCAAGCGAACUAAUAGGUAAUCGCAGCCUGACGCUUCCUCAUGGCAGUAAGUGGGUUUACCAACGUGAUGUCGAGGAUCCCAAUAAUGUAAAUUCCGGCAUCGAAUACGUCAUCCAAGUGGGCAAUAUCACAGAGACUUCACUGCGCGCCAAAUUGACAUUACUGGCGCAGAUAGCUCAAGAGCCCUGUUUUGAUCAACUUCGCACGAAAGAGCAGCUGGGGUACUUGGUGUUUAGCGGUGUUCGCAAGCAGGUGGGCUCUAUGGGUUUGCGAUUUAUCCUUCAGAGUGAACGAGAUACUAUCUAUCUCGAAAACCGUAUUGAGGAUUUUCUGGAUAAGCUUCGAGCGCUUGUUGAGAAGAUGACACCCGAAGAGUACGACGCUCAGGUUCAAUCAGUCAUUACUAAGAAGCUCGAGAAGGACAAGAAUCUGGCGCAAGAGGGCAGCAAGUACUGGUCUCAUAUCCAUUCUGGAUUUUACGAAUUUGAUCAAGCGGAAAAGGAUAUUAAGGAGUUGAAGGAGAUCAAGAAGGAGGAUCUCUUGGCGUUCAUGUCCGAAUACAUUGAUCCUUGCUCGUCCAAGUUCCGCAAGCUCUCUGUCCACAUUCAGUCUCAAAAGGCUCAGACAGCACAGCCCAAGAAGUUCAAGGUCAACAUUGAAUCAUUGCACACUUGCCUUGUCUCUCAAGGUGUCACCCGUCUGAGCAUUGAGGAUAUCCGCUCUGCUGUCGAAAAGGGUGAUGCAGGUGAAGCCAGCAUCGAAGCCAACCUUCGCGAACUGUUGACAGAUGAAACGAAGGCAGAGGAAGAGGAAAUCGAAGCACUGAUGGCCAAAUUGGUCACAGCUAUGCGUGAAACCGAAUCGGUUGAUGGGUCUUUGGUGAAUGUCAAAAGUCAAAAGACAGCACGUCGUUUGUCAAUGGUUAGUCGACAGCUAAAUAAUAAUGACAGCGACCAAGAUCAAAAAGAAAGAGAUCACACAAAACUCCCUGAAGGAAACAAGAUUGUAACAAACGUGAGAGAGUUUAAGAACAGCUUAGAAUUGAGCCCAGCUCCUUGUCCUUUAAUUGAUUUUCAAGUUAUUUAA
Rhizopus microsporus ATCC 52813 is the source of this 3288-nucleotide messenger RNA. Its product is annotated as a-pheromone processing metallopeptidase Ste23. NCBI's taxonomy places the organism in Eukaryota, Fungi, Mucoromycota, Mucoromycetes, Mucorales, Rhizopodaceae. Gene Ontology annotation, biological process: peptide catabolic process. The transcript has 9 exons. Gene Ontology annotation, molecular function: metal ion binding; metalloendopeptidase activity. Gene Ontology annotation, cellular component: cytosol; mitochondrion. Bases 1 to 3288 code for a protein of 1095 amino acids. The record is from RefSeq and is a predicted model, not a curated record.